AUGGCCGCUCAAGGCAACUGGCAGAAAAUAUGUGCCGAUGCCGACGAGGAACCAUCAGACAGCAUCAAUACCGAAGAUAAAAAGGUGGCAACAUGGAGUGAAGCGUUAACACUGUUUGUAGCCUUCUUUAUUUAUAUUAUAAUCGGUUCGAUUGUAAUUGCGAGCUACGAGCCAGAGAUGGACUUCUUCGGAGCGAUUUAUUUCAAUUUUGUUUCACUGACCACAAUUGGUCUGGGAGAUCUGGUGCCCAAAAAUGAAACCUACCUCGCGCUUACUCUGGUCUACUCGGCGGUGGGCCUGGCGCUCACCACAAUCGCUAUCGAGAUUGCUUCGGACUACUUGAAAAUGCUGCACUAUUUUGGUCGAAAACUUGACAAUGUUGCCAAUGUACAAAUUUGGUUUGGCGGCAAAAUGCUUACGGUGAAGCAGCUGGUCCGGAAUUUGGGUGACCACUUCAACUUGCCCGUGGAGCAGAUUGCCGAACUGGAUCUCGAUGAAUUCGUCGAUGCUGCUAUCAAGGUUGAAGCUGGCGAACUGGCCACGUUACGGGUGAGAGAGCACAUCCAUUUUACAUCCAUUGUCAUAGCUGAGCAAGCAGAUUCACAACAUGCUGCUGCUGCUUUUCAGGCUCCGUGCCCGAUCGGUAUUGACAUUGAUUCACUAAUAUUUAUGGAUGCCGAUGAUCCAAACGUGCCACAAUCAUACGCACCUAAUCCGCCUUUAUCAUCCAGGAACUGA
Molecule: messenger RNA, 738 nt
Organism: Gongylonema pulchrum
Lineage: Eukaryota; Metazoa; Nematoda; Chromadorea; Rhabditida; Gongylonematidae
Source: the annotation of a GenBank genome assembly